GUGUGUGUAAUCGUAUGUGUGUGUGUGUGUGUGUGUGUGUGUGUAUCAGCCCGUGGGUCUGGUAGUUGCUUGCUGCUGCUGCUGCUUGUGCCUGCGAUUCGCCACGCCGGGUUUUUGCAUUUCACUUCGUUUCCAUUUGCCGUUGUUAUUGUUUUAUAUUGUGAUCAUAAUAUUAUAAUACAUUACAGGUAUAUCAGUAUAUCAUAAAUAACCGUUGGUUGAUUUUUGAUUUGAUUUGUUUUAUUUUUAUUAUUUUUAUUUUUAUUUCCGUUGUUCACGCCUUCGUUUCGAGUUCAGAACUCCGAGGACACGCGCAACGCUUACGUGCGUGUUUAUAAAUUAGUGUAUCUCACUCGAUGAAACAAUUAUUCAAAAAUAAUGACAUUUUAUAAAUACGAGAACAGUACGCUUAACGUUGUCCGACAAGUAAAUAAACACUACCUAGGUUGAAACUUAUCUUCAUAGAAGAAAAAUACCUAUACAAUUUAUACCGGUUUGGUACAACCUCUGAUGAUCGACGUUCACGUGACAAUCGCGACGGAUGACCGACUCCUGUCAAAGUGUGUGAUAAGCUUUGCCGACAUUCCGUCGUUCAAAUCAGUCCAACAGGUUUCCGAUAUUCAAUCAAUUUUGUACUGAACAAAAUAGUACAAGAGUAAAUAUUUUCUUCUUGCUGAACACCCAAGUCUCAGCUAUUUCAAUUGAAUUAGAACCAUAUUCAUGUUUACUGAAAGUACCUAUCAUUAUCAACAUUUAAAUCAUAAACAGCAAAGAGAUAAGAAUAAAAAAUGAAUAAAUAUCUGUUUGGGGUUGAGGUGUUGGUGUCGACGGUUGGUGUGAGGAGUAAUAGCAGCCGGCACGUGGUAUCGCCGCUGCACGCCGCGGGCCGGUCUGGUGGAGCGCCGUGCGACGGCACCGCCCGCCGUGGAUUCGUUGUAUGAAAGUGUCGAGCAGCAGCGGCAGAGUUUGUGGAGGAGGAGGCGGAGGCGGUGUUUGCGGCAACGGCGACGGAGACGGCAACGACGCUGGAAGCCGCGGUGACGGCGGUGGCGGUGGCGGCGGUGCGCCCAACAACAACAACAACAGCAGCAGCAGCAGCAGCACCAGCACCAGUACCAGCACCAGCAGCCCUCCGUGCAGUGAGGGUGGUGGCGGCGGCGGCGGCGGUAGCGGCCUGGUAGCUGGCGUGCUGGUCAGCGAUCAGGGCGAAGUGAUCAGCGACCGGUAUGUGGGCGUGGCGAGGCAGUUCGCGUCGCGUCAAGCGUCCGAGCGUGGCUCGAACAAGGCCGACCAAAGCGACGGUAGUGACGACGAGACCACGCUCAGGCAAAUGCUUGUGAGCUCAUACAUGGUGGAUGGUUUGCGCAGCUUGCAACACCAGGUGACGGACAUGAGCGCCAACUUGACGACGCGGCUGGACGAGCUGCAGUCGCGUGGCGUGUCACCAAGCCCGGCCGCCGCCUACUACGGCACCGAACACCGUGGCCACGUGGAGACCAGUGUAGCGCUGUCCGAGAUCCGGACACAGCUGCACGAGCUCACCAGGUCACUGGAAUCGUGCCAAUCGGAGGUGACCGAGGUGAAGCGCGACAUGGUGGCCAUCAAAAACGAACUGGAUACGGUGCAACAGGUCAAGGAGGAGAUCGAGGAGCUCAGGGAGUACGUGGACCGACUGGAGCUGCAGUCGCACCGCAGGAAGCUCAGGCUGCUCGAACAGGGGCUUACGUUCUUUUUAUCCUAUACAAUUUUGGCGUCGAUGCUGGGCAUGCUUCAGUUCGGUUACAAUACUGGAGUGAUUAAUGCACCCGAAGGGAACAUAGAGAAGUUCAUCAAAGAUGUAUUUGAAGAUCGGUAUAAAAAAAAUAUGGAUCACGCGCAAGCUGAGUUACUCUACUCGUUUGCCGUGUCCAUUUUUGCCAUCGGCGGCAUGCUAGGUGGCUUCAGUGGCGGAAUCAUUGCCAACCGUUUCGGCAGAAAAGGAGGUUUACUGCUUAAUAGUUUUGUUGGCAUUGGUGGCGCUUGCUUAAUGGGUCUCACCAAGUACUUCAAUUCCUAUGAAGUGUUAUUUAUUGGCCGAUUCAUUAUAGGAGUCAAUUGUGGUUUGAAUACAUCGCUAGUGCCAAUGUAUAUAUCAGAAAUAGCGCCGCUCAACCUACGAGGUGGCCUCGGCACUGUCAAUCAGUUAGCCGUAACCACUGGACUGCUCAUAUCCCAGAUAUUGGGUAUAGAACAAAUUUUGGGUACAGACGAAGGCUGGCCUUUAUUAUUAGGAUUAGCUAUAUGCCCUGCCAUAUUACAAUUAAUUUUACUACCUGUAUGUCCUGAAUCGCCAAGGUAUCUGUUGAUAACCAAACAAUGGGAAGAAGAAGCAAGAAAAGCUCUGAGGAGGUUACGUGCAACUAAUCAGAUUGAAGAGGACAUUGAAGAAAUGCGUGCUGAAGAACGUGCUCAACAGUCUGAAGCUACGAUAUCCAUGAUGGAAUUAGUAUGUUCACCCACUCUAAGACAACCACUUAUCAUUAGUGUAGUCAUGCAGUUGUCACAACAGUUAUCCGGCAUAAAUGCCGUAUUUUACUAUUCAACUAGUCUGUUCAUAACUGCUGGUUUAGCCGAGAAUGUAGCUAAAUUUGUGACAAUAGGGAUUGGUGUAAUUAUGGUGAAUAUGACGCUGGUCACCAUGCCAUUGAUGGAUAAAACUGGUCGAAGAACAUUACAUCUGUACGGUCUGGGUGGAAUGUUUAUAUUCUCGAUAUUCAUUACGAUAUCAUUGUUAAUCACGGAGUUUUUUGGUUUUGUGCAGGAAAUGAUCGACUGGAUGUCGUACUUGGCCGUCGUAUCCAUACUUGGUUUUGUUGUAUUCUUCGCCGUUGGUCCAGGCUCCAUACCUUGGAUGAUUACUGCGGAGCUCUUCAGCCAGGGUCCUCGGCCUGCGGCUAUGUCCAUCGCCGUGCUCAUAAAUUGGGUGGCCAACUUCGCCGUCGGCAUAGGCUUCCAACCUCUAAAGACUGCAUUGGAUAAUUAUACAUUCCUACCGUUCAGCGUAUUGUUGGCAAUAUUCUGGAUAUUUACUUAUAAAAAAGUGCCAGAGACCAAAAACAAAACGUUCGAAGAGAUACUAGCUCUAUUUCGGCAAAACGGCAGAGGAAGCGUCUUGGAAUCAAGUCGCUUAUACGGGAGUAUGUUAAACUAUUCAAACGCGUUAGACGAGCAUUUACCGCCCUCCGAAAGGGCAUCAUUAAUGGUGGCUGAGGAGAAACCUUUGCCAGACUCAUCACCAGUACAACACUCUCCGACGGACCCGGAGGUGUGUGCUGUAUGCGUCAACACUGGCAGUUCCCUCAUGAUGACGUCUCCGAACGUAACUCGCCGGUCGAGUCACACGCUCAGUAAUCACGUUUGCCAAAUGGACUAAACCGUUGCAUAUAUAAUAUUAUUAUAUGCAUAUUAUUAUUAUUAUUAUUAAAAUAUUAUUAUUAUUAUUAUUAUUAUUUAUUAUUAUAAUAAUAAUCUAGAACAAAACGUUGUAUCAACUAAAAAUAUUUAACAAAUAUUUAUAAACAUACAUUAUAAUAAAAAAAAAUAGAGCAUAUAUUAUAUGUAAGGCUUAUUCGUAAGACAAUUUCGAUCUUUUUUCAUUAUAAUAUUUUAUUGUUGACAUAUAACAGCCAUAAUAUACCUAUUACCUACCUUACAUACGUUAGGAUACCUUCUACAAUCAAGCGAUUUCAAGAAAUGAAAUCUAAGAAGUUAAUAUGCUAAGUCCUAUGUACCUAUUCGUAUGAUCUACGAAUAAAACCAACUAUCUAUCAACGUAAUGGUUUUGGUAAUCAAUUUUUAAUAUUACAACCAAUAGACCUAUAAUAUUAUAGGUACCUUUGAUUAUUAUUAAUGCCAAAUACCAAUUAACGUCCUUCAGUGAUAUUCCACCAUUAUCUAUUGAAUAAUAUUCAUAGAUAACCUAUACCAGUUGAUUCAUUUCACAAAAUACACUUAUAUUUAUAAAUUCUUUUUUUUUUAAUUUCAAGAUGUUAAUAACGACAUUUUUAAAAAAAUAAUUAUAUUUUUUACUAUUUUUGAUCCUUAUACCUAUACUAAGUUUUUAAUUUUUUGAAUAAUAACAUACUUGCAAUUUUAAUUCUAUAUUCCAAAGCAACACAUUAUUCGAAGUAUUUCAAUACAUGAAAAUCAAAUUUCGUAUAAGUAGUUAAUUAGUUAUAAUUAAGAUAAAUUGAGUAGUAGACCAACAUUUUGUGGUGUACCCCUGUGCCAUUCCACUUGGCUCAACUAUAUCAACCUACUUCAAAUUCUUAUUAUACAUAAACUAUUUAUAAAAAUAUAUAUAUUAUAUUAAAAAUUAAAAGUAUUUUGAAAAAUAUUCUAAUUGCAAUAAGGGUUUUUAAAGGUAUAUUGUCAUAAUGUCAUUAUAAAAAGUAAAAAACUUUUUUUCAUUAAUAUUGUUUUUUCGAUUAUUUAAAAUUAUGUAAAAAAUUAUUUCUUAAAUUAGUGUUGCUUGAUAAAGUAAUCAUCCGGUAUUAAUAAAUUAUACACACUUAUAUUAUAAUA
Rhopalosiphum padi (bird cherry-oat aphid) is the source of this 4563-nucleotide messenger RNA. RefSeq names its product glucose transporter type 1-like. Gene Ontology annotation, biological process: monosaccharide transmembrane transport. The transcript has 17 exons. The record is from RefSeq and is a predicted model, not a curated record. Lineage: Eukaryota; Metazoa; Arthropoda; Insecta; Hemiptera; Aphididae. Gene Ontology annotation, molecular function: hexose transmembrane transporter activity. The coding region runs from base 938 to 3412 and encodes 824 amino acids. Gene Ontology annotation, cellular component: membrane.